Molecule: messenger RNA, 10400 nt
Organism: Haliotis rufescens (red abalone)
Lineage: Eukaryota; Metazoa; Mollusca; Gastropoda; Lepetellida; Haliotidae
Exons: 16
Coding region: 224-3064 (946 amino acids)
Biological process (GO): transcription by RNA polymerase I
Cellular component (GO): fibrillar center
Molecular function (GO): RNA polymerase I core promoter sequence-specific DNA binding
Source: RefSeq, a predicted model, not a curated record
CAGCGUCCAUGCGAAUCGUUAAAAGAAAGUCAGACGCACUGAAAUAUCUGAAUUGUACGCGUUACAUAGACCUGUGACUAAUCAACACCAAGAAUAUUGAUAAUAGGUAAAAAAAAAUCGGUUUUCGCGUCAUCCGAUAUCACCCUUUUUUAGAACCUGAUGCAAGCCGGUGAAAAAGGAAAUGUGAUGGUAUCAGCUUGAUGUAUGACUGUGUUUGCAAGCCAUGGAUAUCCCCUUCACCUUUUUCCCAUCCGUCUAUCAACACCACAGCAGUCUGCACACACACAGGGACUACUUCCUGGACUAUGGGAGUCACGUGAACAUGGACAUAGAAGCACACCAGCUUCUGACGGAGGGGAGACUUAAAACCAUCUGUCAGAAGUGUCACCCUGGCCAGGAGCAGAACCUACACUUGUCUGCCAUCUUCCCGACGCUGCCACUAGCACCACAUCCAGCUGCAGUGACCUUCCCAUUUCCUGAUGGAAUCGGGGAUCCUGUCCGAGACUGUCAAGAGAAAACACAUUUCUUUAUUGCCAAGAUCAGACACAAUCAAGGGCGUCUGCGCCUUAAUUCGAUGAGCCGAUUCCAUCAGAACAUAAUCCAAGUAGGACAUACUGUGUCCAUGCUUGGCCAGGCAGAUUGGCCCCCUGUUGACAAGAUUUGCAGCUCUGUGCCCCGGCUUGCUGUCAUGUGGAGAGACUACCAACACCUCAUCAAAUACAACAAGUACUUGCGGGUAAACUCGGCCUACACUGGGGGUUGCCUGUGCCUCCUGUCGCUGUCCGAUAGCACGUAUAUGCUGCACCCAUCAGGGGAACUCUUCAACAGGAUCAAUGUUACUGAGGUUUUGAAUGCUGGUUACCAAGGAUUCAAGUUGGAAAACACAGUCUUGUAUGAAGAACAAACCAGUUCCUCUGUGCUGGAAAUGAGAACUUCUUAUGUGAAUAACAUAGGUUUGUGCUGCAUGCGUGGAGAUACUGACUACAGUGUGUACCGUGUUGCUGAGGCAGGAACUAUUUCGGAGCCUAUUCUUUUGGAAAACAGGCAUAUGUUUGGGGAAACACCAACAUCUGUCUGUCUCAGCCCCUACAUCUGUGGUGAGAUUCUUGUUUCAACUGACACUGGCAGUGUUCACCUCUCUGUUCCUGGGUACAGUUUGCAGACCCUAGUAUCCAAGCAACUCCUCCGAUUCCAAUCCACAGACCAAUGGCGCCAGUGCCACUGGGGGGCACAUCCACGCCAAGUCAUAUUAGCAGACCGAACUAGUGUGCAGCUCUUUGACAGCAGGACCCAGUACAGUGAGGGGCUUGACCUGCUAGCUCAGCCCACCAAGCUGCUACAUCAACAGGAAAGAAUCAUGGUAACCCAGCCCCACCCACACUGUCCAUACUACCACUUCAUAGCAACAGACUUCUCUCUUCUGAUGAUGGACCAGCGUCUCCCCAACUACCCUGUGAUGGUGUGGCCUCACACACUACCUAGUGCCCCUCAGUAUCUAGCAGUGGCCAACACCACCUCCAGCGACUCACUAGUGCUGACAGCCAGUCAGUCCCCACCAGAGACUCACUGCUUCCAUGUUAAGUACGGUGACACCAAGCCAGUGCGCUCCCAGUACCAGCCAUGGAGGCUGUCUACCAUCAGUGCUGUGAUGACAAGAGAGUGUAAGAGAAGCCUGAUGGGGCAAGUGAUUCAACGAAGACUGGACACCUCACUAGCUGGAGUAGCAGUCAGUCACACUGGAAACAAUGUACACAUGUACCAGCUGACCAGCCAUGGGGAGGUGUUCUAUCAGGUGUACAGCAACACUGGAAACUCCUCAGAAAAAACCUGCAGAUCUACCCUCAGCACACAUGAGGUCAGUGCAGUAGUCAAGAAGGUCACUCGGAAGUGGCUUGCGGGUUUGCAAGACCAGCUGGACAGUGUGACAACCCAAGAGGAGCAGUACUAUACCUCUGACGUCUCCCAUUAUCUCCUCAAGGUAGCUGCAGUAAUCCCCCAUGUGCUGUGUCCCCUCUGUAUGCCAGCCACCUGCUCCUUGGUUUGCUACAGUGUGAGCAUGGACAGUAACAGCACCAAAAAGGGCAGCACCUGCAGCAGCUGUGGUCAUGACCUGGACACUGCUCACAGUAUAUUACAGCACUCAGGAAUGAGUGAUCUGUUACAGGAAGACAAUGUUAAAGAGGAUGUCUUCAAUGCCAGUGUUCCUCAGUUAGAGCAAAUGCCACAAGCCAGCAGCAACACACAGCUCCUCCUGAAGAUGUGGCAGGGACAAGAAGGCAUAGACGAAUGUGUCCAGAGGCGUGAGCAAGAAAGACAAGCACUGGAAAAAAAGCAACGAGAAACGAGAGCCGCCAUACAAAUUUCCUUGAGAACUAAGAAGAUGGAAACAAGCCUUGUGGAUCAAAUUCUGUCAACUAAUCAGCCGAAAAUACGAAGCGAGGAGUAUGAUGGGCUUGACGAUUUGUAUGGAUUGUCAGAAAUGGCCUCAGAGAUUGAAACGGAGAGUAGUGAGAACUUGGAUAUUGAGACUAGCAUGGAAAAUGUGAAAAUAUCCCAGGUAGGAACACAUAUUGGUGAGUCAAGGCUGAAAGGACAGCCAGUGGUUGGCCGUGAGGGACAUCUGGGACCUAACGGUCAGACUCCUGUGAUGUCAACACUCCCACAGACAGGCACAUCUCCACAAUCUGUCAAUGACAGAAGCAGUAGCUCUCAGCUCUCUCAUGUAACCUCUCUUCCUGGCUUCUCUUGCACCCCCUCCAGAUUCCGUCCAGCGGCCCAGGAUACGGGGCCAUCUACUCCCACUGCCACAACCCAUGUUACUUGUAACAUAGAUAAUACUGAUUAUGGUGAUAAUGAUGAUGAUGAAUUUUUCUCCCAAGAAAUACAACAAAGUCUGGUGAUGUUUAGCCCUAGCACCUCAUCUUCCCAUCUCGCCUCAGUUAGACAGACAAAUCCUCAUGCUCCCAGACCAGUGCAUGACACCAACAAAGUCCUCUCCAGAGCAAGAGAAGAUUCAGAUAGCCCUACACCAACCAAGAAAAAGAAGAAUGUGCCUGGAUUUUAAAUGCUUUUUCAUACACCAAGCAAGUGAAUUGAUCCACAAUGAUGAUUAACACUGAAACAUACUUGUUUACAACUGAUAAGCUUUCUUAACCAAUGUACGGUAUGUGCAUUCCAUUGAACAUGUUCUGUGUUGCAGAAGAUAAGGCCAUAAAUCAGUAAUAAACCAGCAACUAUCUCAAACUAUUGUAAGAACUGUGAGAGUUCGAGUUCUAUAUUCAAAUCCUUCCAAAUGUUGGUUUGUCAAAAAGACUUAGGAAUUGAAUUUGAAUCAUAAGUGACCUAAGACAGUGACUUCUUGAAAACAUCACACAGUCUCAAGUAUAUAUUUAUUUAACCUGUGCCUUGUCACUUAAUGUCUAUAAACAGGAAACAUUUUACUGCUGCUGAAUUGUUUAUAUUUCUUACAUCCUGUAAACCAUUUUCAUAAAUACUGCCAGAAUUCAGGAUGGCUCUAUCAAAGUCUUGCUGGACACACAUGGUGUCAGGCCGGUAAGUGGAGGUCUGGAGUCUGCAUAGUAGUCAUGCUGGACACACACAGAUUACAGGCCAGUUAUUGGAGGUCUGGAGUCUCCAUAGUAGUCUUGCUGGACACACACAUAUGACAGGCCAGUUAUUGGAGGUCUGGAGUCUCCAUAGUAGUCUUGCUGGACACACACAUAUGGCAGGCAAGUUAGUGGAGGUCUGGAUGUCUCCAUAGUAGUCUUGCUGGACACACACAGAUGACAGGCAAGUUAGUGGAGGUCUGGAUGUCUCCAUAGUAGUCUUGCUGGACACACACAGAUGACAGGCCAGUUAUUGGAGGUCUGGAGUCUCCAUAGUAGUCUUGCUGGACACACACAUAUGGCAGGCAAGUUAGUGGAGGUCUGGAUGUCUCCAUAGUAGUCUUGCUGGACACACACAGAUGACAGGCCAGUUAUUGGAGGUCUGGAGUCUCCAUAGUAGUCUUGCUGGACACACACAUAUGGCAGGCAAGUUACUGGAGGUCUGGAGUCUCCAUAGUAGUCUUGCUGGACACACACAUAUGGCAGGCAAGUUACUGGAGGUCUGGAGUCUCCAUAGUAGUCUUGCUGGACACACACAUAUAGCAGGCAAGUAAGUGGAGGUCUGGAGUCUCCAUAGUAGUCUUGCUGGACACACACAUAUGGCAGGCAAGUUACUGGAGGUCUGGAGUCUCCAUAGUAGUCUUGCUGGACACACACAUAUGGCAGGCAUGUUACUGGAGGUCUGGAGUCUCCAUAGUAGUCUUGCUGGACACACACAUAUGGCAGGCAAGUUAGUGGAGGUCUGGAUGUCUCCAUAGUAGUCUUGCUGGACACACACAGAUGACAGGCAAGUAAGUGGAGGUCUGGAUGUCUCCAUAGUAGUCUUGCUGGACACACACAUGGUGUCAGGCCGGUUAGUGGAGAUCUGGAUGUCUCCAUAGCAGUCUUGCUGGACACACACAGAUGACAGGCCAGUUACUGGAGGUCUGGAUGUCUCCAUAGUAGUCUUGCUGGACACACACAGAUGACAGGCCAGUUAGUGGACGUCUGGAUGUCUCCAUAGUAGUCUUGCUGGACACACACAUAUAGCAGGCAAGUAAGUGGAGGUCUGGAGUCUCUAUAGUAGUCUUGCUGGACACACACAUAUGGCAGGCAAGUUAGUGGAGGUCUGGAUGUCUCCAUAGUAGUCUUGCUGGACACACACAUAUGGCAGGCAAGUUACUGGAGGUCUGGAGUCUCCAUAGUAGUCUUGCUGGACACACACAUAUGGCAGGCAAGUUAGUGGAGGUCUGGAUGUCUUCAUAGUAGUCUUGCUGGACACACACAGAUGACAGGCAAGUUAGUGGAGGUCUGGAUGUCUCCAUAGUAGUCUUGCUGGACACACACAUGGUGUCAGGCCGGUUAGUGGAGGUCUGGAUGUCUCCAUAGCAGUCUUGCUGGACACACACAUGGUGUCAGGCCGGUUAGUGGAGGUCUGGAUGUCUCCAUAGCAGUCUUGCUGGACACACACAGAUGACAGGCCAGUUAGUGGACGUCUGGAUGUCUCCAUAGUAGUCUUGCUGGACACACACAUAUGGCAGGCAAGUAAGUGGAGGUCUGGAGUCUCCAUAGUAGUCUUGCUGGACACACACAUAUGGCAGGCAAGUUACUGGAGGUCUGGAGUCUCCAUAGUAGUCUUGCUGGACACACACAUAUGGCAGGCAUGUUACUGGAGGUCUGGAGUCUCCAUAGUAGUCUUGCUGGACACACACAUAUGGCAGGCAAGUUAGUGGAGGUCUGGAUGUCUCCAUAGUAGUCUUGCUGGACACACACAGAUGACAGGCAAGUUAGUGGAGGUCUGGAUGUCUCCAUAGUAGUCUUGCUGGACACACACAUGGUGUCAGGCCGGUUAGUGGAGAUCUGGAUGUCUCCAUAGCAGUCUUGCUGGACACACACAGAUGACAGGCCAGUUACUGGAGGUCUGGAUGUCUCCAUAGUAGUCUUGCUGGACACACACAGAUGACAGGCCAGUUAGUGGACGUCUGGAUGUCUCCAUAGUAGUCUUGCUGGACACACACAUAUAGCAUGCAAGUUACUGGAGGUCUGAAGUCUCCAUAGUAGUCUUGCUGGACACACACAUAUGGCAGGCAAGUAAGUGGAGGUCUGGAGUCUCUAUAGUAGUCUUGCUGGACACACACAUAUGGCAGGCAAGUUAGUGGAGGUCUGGAUGUCUCCAUAGUAGUCUUGCUGGACACACACAUAUGGCAGGCAAGUUACUGGAGGUCUGGAGUCUCCAUAGUAGUCUUGCUGGACACACACAUAUGGCAGGCAAGUUAGUGGAGGUCUGGAUGUCUUCAUAGUAGUCUUGCUGGACACACACAGAUGACAGGCAAGUUAGUGGAGGUCUGGAUGUCUCCAUAGUAGUCUUGCUGGACACACACAUGGUGUCAGGCCGGUUAGUGGAGGUCUGGAUGUCUCCAUAGCAGUCUUGCUGGACACACACAUGGUGUCAGGCCGGUUAGUGGAGGUCUGGAUGUCUCCAUAGCAGUCUUGCUGGACACACACAGAUGACAGGCCAGUUAGUGGACGUCUGGAUGUCUCCAUAGUAGUCUUGCUGGACACACACAUAUAGCAGGCAAGUUACUGGAGGUCUGGAGUCUCCAUAGUAGUCUUGCUGGACACACACAUAUGGCAGGCAAGUUAGUGGAGGUCUGGAUGUCUCCAUAGUAGUCUUGCUGGACACACACAUAUGGCAGGCAAGUUAGUGGAGGUCUGGAUGUCUCCAUAGUAGACUUGCUGGACACACACAUAUGGCAGGCAAGUUACUGGAGGUCUGGAGUCUCCAUAGUAGUCUUGCUGGACACACACAUAUAGCAGGCAAGUAAGUGGAGGUCUGGAGUCUCCAUAGUAGUCUUGCUGGACACACACAUAUGGCAGGCAAGUUAGUGGAGGUCUGGAUGUCUCCAUAGUAGUCUUGCUGGACACACACAUAUGGCAGGCAAGUUACUGGAGGUCUGGAGUCUCCAUAGUAGUCUUGCUGGACACACACAUAUGGCAGGCAAGUUACUGGAGGUCUGGAUGUCUCCAUAGUAGUCUUGCUGGACACACACAUAUGGCAGGCAAGUUAUUGGAGGUCUGGAUGUCUCCAUAGUAGUCUUGCUGGACACACACAGAUGACAGGCAAGUUAGUGGAGGUCUGGAUGUCUCCAUAGUAGUCUUGCUGGACACACACAGAUGACAGGCCAGUUAUUGGAGGUCUGGAGUCUCCAUAGUAGUCUUGCUGGACACACACAUAUGGCAGGCAAGUUAGUGGAGGUCUGGAUGUCUCCAUAGUAGUCUUGCUGGACACACACAGAUGACAGGCCAGUUAUUGGAGGUCUGGAGUCUCCAUAGUAGUCUUGCUGGACACACACAUAUGGCAGGCAAGUUACUGGAGGUCUGGAGUCUCCAUAGUAGUCUUGCUGGACACACACAUAUGGCAGGCAAGUUACUGGAGGUCUGGAGUCUCCAUAGUAGUCUUGCUGGACACACACAUAUAGCAGGCAAGUAAGUGGAGGUCUGGAGUCUCCAUAGUAGUCUUGCUGGACACACACAUAUGGCAGGCAAGUUACUGGAGGUCUGGAGUCUCCAUAGUAGUCUUGCUGGACACACACAUAUGGCAGGCAUGUUACUGGAGGUCUGGAGUCUCCAUAGUAGUCUUGCUGGACACACACAUAUGGCAGGCAAGUUAGUGGAGGUCUGGAUGUCUCCAUAGUAGUCUUGCUGGACACACACAGAUGACAGGCAAGUAAGUGGAGGUCUGGAUGUCUCCAUAGUAGUCUUGCUGGACACACACAUGGUGUCAGGCCGGUUAGUGGAGAUCUGGAUGUCUCCAUAGCAGUCUUGCUGGACACACACAGAUGACAGGCCAGUUACUGGAGGUCUGGAUGUCUCCAUAGUAGUCUUGCUGGACACACACAGAUGACAGGCCAGUUAGUGGACGUCUGGAUGUCUCCAUAGUAGUCUUGCUGGACACACACAUAUAGCAGGCAAGUAAGUGGAGGUCUGGAGUCUCUAUAGUAGUCUUGCUGGACACACACAUAUGGCAGGCAAGUUAGUGGAGGUCUGGAUGUCUCCAUAGUAGUCUUGCUGGACACACACAUAUGGCAGGCAAGUUACUGGAGGUCUGGAGUCUCCAUAGUAGUCUUGCUGGACACACACAUAUGGCAGGCAAGUUAGUGGAGGUCUGGAUGUCUUCAUAGUAGUCUUGCUGGACACACACAGAUGACAGGCAAGUUAGUGGAGGUCUGGAUGUCUCCAUAGUAGUCUUGCUGGACACACACAUGGUGUCAGGCCGGUUAGUGGAGGUCUGGAUGUCUCCAUAGCAGUCUUGCUGGACACACACAUGGUGUCAGGCCGGUUAGUGGAGGUCUGGAUGUCUCCAUAGCAGUCUUGCUGGACACACACAGAUGACAGGCCAGUUAGUGGACGUCUGGAUGUCUCCAUAGUAGUCUUGCUGGACACACACAUAUGGCAGGCAAGUAAGUGGAGGUCUGGAGUCUCCAUAGUAGUCUUGCUGGACACACACAUAUGGCAGGCAAGUUACUGGAGGUCUGGAGUCUCCAUAGUAGUCUUGCUGGACACACACAUAUGGCAGGCAUGUUACUGGAGGUCUGGAGUCUCCAUAGUAGUCUUGCUGGACACACACAUAUGGCAGGCAAGUUAGUGGAGGUCUGGAUGUCUCCAUAGUAGUCUUGCUGGACACACACAGAUGACAGGCAAGUUAGUGGAGGUCUGGAUGUCUCCAUAGUAGUCUUGCUGGACACACACAUGGUGUCAGGCCGGUUAGUGGAGAUCUGGAUGUCUCCAUAGCAGUCUUGCUGGACACACACAGAUGACAGGCCAGUUACUGGAGGUCUGGAUGUCUCCAUAGUAGUCUUGCUGGACACACACAGAUGACAGGCCAGUUAGUGGACGUCUGGAUGUCUCCAUAGUAGUCUUGCUGGACACACACAUAUAGCAUGCAAGUUACUGGAGGUCUGAAGUCUCCAUAGUAGUCUUGCUGGACACACACAUAUGGCAGGCAAGUAAGUGGAGGUCUGGAGUCUCUAUAGUAGUCUUGCUGGACACACACAUAUGGCAGGCAAGUUAGUGGAGGUCUGGAUGUCUCCAUAGUAGUCUUGCUGGACACACACAUAUGGCAGGCAAGUUACUGGAGGUCUGGAGUCUCCAUAGUAGUCUUGCUGGACACACACAUAUGGCAGGCAAGUUAGUGGAGGUCUGGAUGUCUUCAUAGUAGUCUUGCUGGACACACACAGAUGACAGGCAAGUUAGUGGAGGUCUGGAUGUCUCCAUAGUAGUCUUGCUGGACACACACAUGGUGUCAGGCCGGUUAGUGGAGGUCUGGAUGUCUCCAUAGCAGUCUUGCUGGACACACACAUGGUGUCAGGCCGGUUAGUGGAGGUCUGGAUGUCUCCAUAGCAGUCUUGCUGGACACACACAGAUGACAGGCCAGUUAGUGGACGUCUGGAUGUCUCCAUAGUAGUCUUGCUGGACACACACAUAUAGCAGGCAAGUUACUGGAGGUCUGGAGUCUCCAUAGUAGUCUUGCUGGACACACACAUAUGGCAGGCAAGUUAGUGGAGGUCUGGAUGUCUCCAUAGUAGUCUUGCUGGACACACACAUAUGGCAGGCAAGUUAGUGGAGGUCUGGAUGUCUCCAUAGUAGACUUGCUGGACACACACAUAUGGCAGGCAAGUUACUGGAGGUCUGGAGUCUCCAUAGUAGUCUUGCUGGACACACACAUAUAGCAGGCAAGUAAGUGGAGGUCUGGAGUCUCCAUAGUAGUCUUGCUGGACACACACAUAUGGCAGGCAAGUUAGUGGAGGUCUGGAUGUCUCCAUAGUAGUCUUGCUGGACACACACAUAUGGCAGGCAAGUUACUGGAGGUCUGGAGUCUCCAUAGUAGUCUUGCUGGACACACACAUAUGGCAGGCAAGUUACUGGAGGUCUGGAUGUCUCCAUAGUAGUCUUGCUGGACACACACAUAUGGCAGGCAAGUUAUUGGAGGUCUGGAUGUCUCCAUAGUAGUCUUGCUGGACACACACAUAUGGCAGGCAAGUUACUGGAGGUCUGGAGUCUCCAUAGUAGUCUUGCUGGACACACACAUAUAGCAGGCAAGUAAGUGGAGGUCUGGAGUCUCCAUAGUAGUCUUGCUGGACACACACAUAUGGCAGGCAAGUUAGUGGAGGUCUGGAUGUCUCCAUAGUAGUCUUGCUGGACACACACAUAUGGCAGGCAAGUUACUGGAGGUCUGGAGUCUCCAUAGUAGUCUUGCUGGACACACACAUAUGACAGGCAAGUUAGUGGAGGUCUGGAUGUCUCCAUAGUAGUCUUGCUGGACACACACAUAUGGCAGGCAAGUUAGUGGAGGUCUGGAUGUCUCCAUAGUAGUCUUGCUGGACACACAUCGGUGCCAGGCAGGUUAUUGAAAGCCUGGAUGUCUCCAUAGUAGUCUUGCUGGACACACAAAGGAUAAAAAUAAUUCUUACAAAAUGAUUAUAUGUAAAAAUAGACUUUCAAAAAUAUGAUGUUAACAUUUUCUCUGCAAUUCAUGUCAUAUGGGUCUUACCUGUCAGCAAAUGAGCAGUUGAAAAUGUACAUGAAAAUGAUAUGAGACAUAUACAAAAACUAUAUUAUUCACUAUUUCAUGUGCUAGUAGAUCUGUUUAUAUUUAAGCAGUUAGGACUUGAGUGUAUUGAGACAGCAAGUGUUUUGACAAUGUGCAUCUGACAGGGGUGCCUGCCAGCUCUCUUAUGUCAAAUGGCUGAUAUUCAACUGAAACAGUUGGGUUAUUGUUAGUUGUUGUUAUGUUGAAGAAUAAAAUUUGGGUAUUUC